This is a messenger RNA of Epinephelus lanceolatus (giant grouper), 2238 nucleotides long. It is a transcript of the gene rnls, whose product is annotated as renalase, FAD-dependent amine oxidase. Lineage: Eukaryota; Metazoa; Chordata; Actinopteri; Perciformes; Serranidae. Gene Ontology annotation, cellular component: extracellular region. The record is from RefSeq and is a predicted model, not a curated record. Gene Ontology annotation, molecular function: oxidoreductase activity, acting on NAD(P)H.
CUUGACACGGGUCUGAACCGGGAUAGUUUAUGUGUGUCCAUCAUGUUUCAGCUGUUUUGUAACGCUGGCUGGAGGCGGGUUUAACUCUGCUGCUCUGUUACCGAAUACCCGUUACGACCCGGGUUAAAGUGUCGCUGUCCGGUUAGCACGGCUCCGAUUCAGGGCUAAAACAUGUCCCGGGUUCUGAUAGUCGGAGCGGGUCUGACAGGCAGCUUGUGCGCAUGUCUGCUGAGGAGAGAGCUGCAGAACAAAGUUCAAAUCGUGGUGUGGGACAAAGCGAGAGGCUCAGGUGGCAGGAUGUCCACCACUCGUCCUUCAGACCCCUCAGCUCACUUUGCUGAUCUUGGAGCUCAGUACAUCACCGCCACAGCUGCCUACGCUAAGUCACACCACAGUUUGUACUCAGAGCUGCUGUCUGCUGGAGUCCUGAAGCCUCUCAACGCUCAGAUUGAAGGACUGAAGCACAAAGAUGGCAGCAAGGACUACAUGACACCACUGGGCAUGUCCAGUAUAGUCAAACACUUCCUGUCUGAGUCAGGAGCAGAUCUGUUCUUUGAGUGUCAUGUGACUGGCCUGUACCGCCGUGGUGCAUCAUGGGAGGUCCAGAGGAAGGCAGGAGGCAGCGAGAUGUUUGAUGCCGUCGUCCUGACGAUGCCGGUCCCUCAGAUCCUGCAGCUGGAGGGAGACGUGGGACAAAUGCUGUCUGUCCAGCAGAAGCAGCAGUUGGACGGAGUCGUGUACUCGUCUCGUUUCGCCGUCGCCCUCUUCUUCCCUCCGGACACCGUCUUCAGUUUCUCCUGGGCGGCUCGAUAUGUCACCGACAACACCUGCAUCUGUUACAUCGCUGCGGACUCCCGCAAACGCAACGCAGACGCUCCUGGUUGCGGUCCGUCUCUUGUCGUCCACACCAGCGUCCCAUUCGGCCUGGAGCACCUGGAGAAGGACAAGGAGGACGUCCAGCCAAUCAUCUUACAGGAACUUCAGAAGCUACUUCCUGAUCUACCUCAGCCAAUCAGCAUCAAGUGUCAAAAGUGGAGGUACUCGCAGGUGCUGACCUCAGUGCCAGACUGUCCAGGUCACAUGACCGUCCUUGACCGCCCGCUGCUCGUCUGUGCCGGUGACGCCUUCGUCCACUCCAACUUUGACGGCUGCGUGGAGUCUGCACUGAGCACGCUCAGUGUGCUGAAGGCCUCGCUGUGACGCGACAGGAAGUGACUCAGACUGUGGACGAGUUUCUGAGACGCCUUCAGAUCAGUGAUCAAUACAGGUCAUCAGUGAACACGUGAACAAUUUAUGAAGUGAUUAAUUUUAUUUACAUAUUAAUGUUUCAUUUAUUUUAUUGAAUGCACAUUAAUCAAAAGUUCAGCUGAUUUAUUGAUCUGAUGUUUCAUUGAUUGUUUUUCACUGAUUAAAUUAACAAAUGUGAGUUUAAUAAUUCUGUGUCCUAAAAUAUCAAGGUCAGUUUAUCAGUGGGUUAACUUAAACCUGGUUUAUCUGAGGGUUAACUUAAACCUGGUUCAUCUGAGGGUUAACUUAAAUUAAUAAAUGUGAGUUUAAUGAUUCUGUAUCCUAAAAUAUCAAGGUCAGUUUAUCAGUGGGUUAACUUAAACCUGGUUUAACUUAGGGGUUAAGUUAACCCUGGUUUAUCUGAGGGGUUAACUUGAACCUGGUUUAUCUGAGGGUUAACUUAAACCUGGUUAUCCGAGGGUUAACUUGAACCUGGUUUAUCUUAGGGGUUAAGUUAACCCUGGUUUAUCUGAGGGGUUAACUUGAACCUGGUUAUCCGAGGGUUAACUUGAACCUGGUUUAACUUAGGGGUUAAGCUAACCCUGGUUUAUCUGAGGGGUUAAGUUAACCCUGGUUUAUCUGGGGAUUAACUUGAACCUGGUUCAUCUGAAGGUUAACUUGAACUUGGUUUAUCCGAGGGUUAACUUAAACCUGGUUUAUCUGAGGGUUAACUUAAACCUGGUUUAUCUGAGGGUUUACAUCAGAGUUCAGCCUCAGAUUGUUUUAUGUUUGACUCUUUGAUCUCAUGUGAUGAACUCAAACUAAUAAACUUUAUGUGUAAACUGAUGGUUCUUGAUGAUGUGACAAACUGAAGAGAUGAGGUCACCGGGUUGGACUGAGCCGAGGCAAGAGGCCAGACUGUCUCACCUGUGGGCUGACAGGUGUGCCCCAGGUGAACUGAUAACUGUGUGUCAGCUGAGGUUGUGUGUGAUGAAUAAAGUGAAGACGCUU